This is a messenger RNA of Drosophila simulans, 4678 nucleotides long. It is a transcript of the gene Bsg25D, whose product is annotated as blastoderm-specific protein 25D. Gene Ontology annotation, biological process: microtubule anchoring at centrosome. Lineage: Eukaryota; Metazoa; Arthropoda; Insecta; Diptera; Drosophilidae. Gene Ontology annotation, cellular component: centrosome. The record is from RefSeq and is a predicted model, not a curated record. The coding region runs from base 385 to 3738 and encodes 1117 amino acids. The transcript is spliced from 8 exons.
GUGCCACCUUCGUCGGAAGUUCGCUUACUGGCCUCCAGAGCGCGCCACCGUGCUCGCUAUUACUGCAUUAUUGUUUUUUAUCAACUCGCUAGAAAUUACGCUAUUCCCAAAAAAACCGCAAACUCGCGAGUGUUUAUGUUGCGUUCCGAAGUGCAUAUCAUAGAUUAGUAGUAUUAGUAACCCCGCAAACGGCCUGCUGUCCAAAAAACACGCGUGAUUCCCCCGCCACCCACGCACAUAGACCCCGAUAUUUCACUUUUCUUGUUUUCGACCCCUGACUGCGUUUGUGGAUUUUCCCCCCAAGAAAAAAAAGCGAAGAGAAAACGCAAUUGAGCAGCCGAUCGAUUGGAACGGCAGCAAACUGAAUUCCCCGGGUUACGGAUAAUGGAGGUAUCCGCCGAUCCGUACGAGCAGAAGCUCUACCAAAUGUUCCGCAGCUGCGAGACGCAGUGUGGACUUCUGGACGAGAAGUCCCUGCUGAAGCUCUGCUCACUGCUGGAGCUCCGUGAUCAGGGAUCCGCACUGAUCGCCAGCCUGGGCGGCAGUCACCAGCUGGGCGUGUCCUUUGGCCAGUUCAAGGAGGCGCUACUCAACUUCCUGGGCUCCGAGUUCGAUGGCACGACGUCAUCGGGUUUCAUUGAGCGUUCACUGGUGAUUACGGAUGAGCCGCUAACCAGCACAUACAUCGAGAGUCCGCCGGAGUCUUCCGAUCGCGAGGUUUCACCCAAACUCGUCGUGGGCACCAAGAAAUACGGUCGCCGGUCCAGGCCACAGCAUGGAAUCUACGAGUUAUCCGUCACGGACUCGGACAAUACGGACGAGGACCAGUUGCAGCAGCAGCACAAUCAGCGAAGCCUCAACGGAUGCGAUGAGCUGGGAGUUCAGGUGCAACGUUCCUCCUCCCAGAGCGAUCUUCCUGGCAGCCGGCGUCUGCGGUCCGUCCACACCAGCGGGAGCAAACUGAAGCGAUGUGCUUCACUGCCAGCACGCCGGAAGGUGAACAGCAAUACCACGGGAGCCACUACAUCACCGACAGCAGCGGCCAAGUUGAAACAGCUUUCCAUCCAGAGCCAGGCGCAGCACAGCAGCAGCGUGGAAUCACUGGGCCAUCGCCUGGCCGCCAAUCCCGCACCGUCGUCCGAGCACUGGAGAUGCUACAACGGCGGCCGUUGGUCAUGCUGCAAAGACACCGUGACGCCGCAGCAACUGGAGACGAUCUCAGUGCAUAGGAUUAUCGAAGCCUGGGAGCUGGCUAGCAUACCCAACACUCGCAACCUACUUCACGUCCUGGGAUUCGAUGAGGAGGAAGAGGUGAACCUGCAGCAGCUAACUAAGGCAUUGGAAGAGGAGCUGCGUGGCCUCGAUGGGGAUCACGAGCAAUCGAAUAUGCUGCGCGCUCUGGCUGCUCUGCAGGCCACCGAGUUGGGCAACUACCGACUUGCCUACAGGCAGCAGCACGAGGAGAACCUCAAGCUGAGGGCCGAUAAUAAGGCGGCCAACCAAAGGGUGGCUUUGCUGGCCGUGGAAGUGGAUGAGCGGCAUGCGUCGCUGGAGGAUAACUCCAAGAAGCAGGUGCAGCAGCUGGAGCAACGACAUGCCAGCAUGGUGCGUGAAAUAACGCUGCGGAUGACUAAUGACCGCGAUCACUGGACCAGCAUGACGGGCAAGCUGGAGGCGCAGCUUAAAUCGCUUGAGCAGGAGGAGAUCCGUCUGAGAACGGAACUCGAACUCGUGCGCACUGAGAACUCGGAACUUGAGUCGGAGCAGCAAAAGGCUCACAUCCAAAUCACAGAGCUUCUCGAACAGAACAUUAAGCUCAACCAGGAACUGGCCCAAAGGUCGAGCAGCAUUGGCGGCACUCCGGAGCACAGUCCAUUGCGACCGAGAAGGCAUAGCGAGGACAAGGAGGAGGAGAUGCUCCAGCUAAUGGAGAAGCUGGCUGCUCUUCAAAUGGAGAACGCCCAGUUGCGUGACAAGACUGACGAACUGACCAUCGAAAUCGAGAGCUUAAAUGUUGAACUAAUUCGAUCGAAAACCAAGGCUAAAAAGCAGGAAAAACAGGAGAAACAAGAGGAGCAGGAGUCGGCGGCCACGGCCACCAAAAGGCGUGGGGAUUCGCCGAGCAAAACACAUCUCACAGAGGAGAGUCCUCGUCUCGGUAAGCAGCGCAAGUGCACCGAAGGAGAGCAGAGCGAUGCCAGCAAUAGUGGAGAUUGGUUGGCUCUAAACUCCGAGCUGCAAAGAAGUCAAAGCCAGGAUGAGGAGCUAACAAGCCUUCGACAGCGGGUGGCCGAGUUGGAGAAGGAACUCAAGGCUGCGAAGGAGGGCAGAUCUCUCACGCCGGAAAGCCGUUCCAAGGAACUGGAGACCAGUCUCGAGCAAAUGCAGCGUGCCUAUGAGGAUUGCGAGGACUACUGGCAAACGAAACUCAGCGAGGAGCGGCAGCUGUUUGAGAAGGAGCGACAGAUCUACGAGGAUGAGCAGCACGAGAGCGACAAGAAGUUCACCGAGCUGAUGGAGAAGGUGCGCGAGUACGAGGAGCAGUUCAGCAAGGAUGGCCGCCUCUCGCCCAUUGAUGAGCGCGAUAUGCUGGAGCAGCAGUACUCCGAAUUGGAAGCAGAGGCAGCCCAGCUGCGCUCGAGUUCCAUUCAAAUGCUCGAGGAGAAGGCUCAGGAAAUCAGCUCGCUGCAAUCGGAGAUCGAGGAUUUGCGACAGAGAUUGGGUGAGAGCGUCGAGAUCCUCACGGGCGCCUCUGAACUCACCUCGGAGUCGGUAGCCCAACUGAGUGCCGAGGCGGGAAAAAGUCCAGCCAGCUCACCCAUCAGCUACCUCUGGCUGCAGAGCACCAUUCAAGAGCCGGCGAAAUCCCUCGCUGACUCCAAGGAUGAAGCCACCGCCAGUGCCAUCGAACUGCUCGGAGGCUCACCAUCGCACAAGACAGCCAGCCGCAAUAACCUCACCACUUCGGAAACAUCCAUCUUUAGCACUACACCCUUCGAAAGCUCUCAGUCGGGUCCUUCGCCUACGAACAGUGGCACCAGCAACGCCUACGGCGCCAAUGCCGGCCCAGCUCCGAUCAGCAAGCCCAAGCGGUCCCAGAGUCCCCAACUGGCUGCAUCGGAGGGAGAGAUAGCCGAUUGCGAGACGUCGUCGACGGCGUCCGGCAAGAGCUUCGAAUCCAACAGUAAAACGUCUUGCCUUAGCCACGAGAAGUGCAGCAGUCCGUCGGCACUGAAGGAGGAACUGAAGCGCCUUAAGUUCUUCGAGCUGUCCCUCAAGGAGCAGAUCAAGGAUCUGAGUCUGCAGCGAGACGGUCUGGUCAUGGAACUGCAGCAGUUGCAGGAGGCGCGACCCGUGCUCGAGAAGGCCUAUGCGCGAACCACGCAUCCAACGCUUCAGCAGCGACUGAACCAAUUGGAGCUGCGAAAUCGCCAUCUGCAGAAUGUCAUCAAGCAGCAGCAGCAGUACACGGAGUCCCUGAUGCAGCAAUCCUGGCGGCAGCAUCAAGUGGAGCUCAAUGAUCUGCAUAGCCGAAUCGAGACCCAGGGUGUUUUGCUAGCCGAUCAGACACAGCGACUGCAGAGUGCCGACAUCCUGGUGAAGGAUCUCUACGUGGAGAACUCCCAUCUGACGGCCACGGUGCAGCGGUUGGAGCAGCAGCGAGCUAGGGUGAACCUUAUUCACCAGCAGCAGCAACAGCAGCGCCUUGUGGGCGGCGGACUGCCCGGCAUGCCUUAGUUUGCCCCACCGGCAAACGUAUAUAGUUUAUAGAUAAUUAUGCAAAAGACAAACCAUAGGAGGGAGGGGUGCUCAGCAUCGGCAGACAUCGAACGUGCACCUAUCCAUAGAUCGUUAUGAAUGUUUAGACAUAUACAACACUCGGUAGAUUAAGUUUGCAUAUUCGUAUUCGUACGUUGCGUUUUUGUGAAUGAAUGUGAAUCCAUGUUGUUCGACACGAGAGCACAGCAGCAAUAACUUCAGUGACUUUAAACUAAACUUAAACUCACCCACGCGCAAAUGAGGAACAAUCCACACUAGUGUACCAAUUUGUAACACAUCUAGUAAUCGAAUCGACUAAACUAUUUACACGAGCUACAGGCAUAUAUAUUCGAUUGGACAUAUACGAUGAAGUAUCCACGUAGUAUAUGUUCGUGCAAUGUUGACCUUAAUAAUUGACUACUGAAACAGUUAUCGUAUAUUAAUUAUAUUAGAAGAAACAGUAUUUUAAAUUUGUUAUGCGUCUGAGUAGGCGAGCACGUUUAUCAAUGUUUAUCACGUGCCCAAUCAAAUGCAUCGGAAUUGUUGUUAAUUUUAUUGAUAGAGAAAAUGGAAAUGAGCGUAAAAAAUGAUCUAUGAUAUUGAUAUUGAUGUAAUAUUUAACGACAAAAGACCUGUAAAGCUGUAACCAUACACACGAAUCUAUGUAUUUAAAUUGCGAUUUAAGUUAGCCAAUACUCUUCAAUAUUGCUUUUGCGAACGCGACUUUUUGUUAUAUCUAUAUUCGUCCCAAUAACUCACUCGAUUUAUAUGUAAAGAGAAAAACCUCAACCUCAAUCACACGAUUUCGUGUAAUCAGUGCUUAAAUCAAUACUUUCGAUCAAAAUAGAAGUUUACUUUUUAAAAGUAUAAAAAAAAAUACAACAAAAAAACCAAAUAUACAAUUAUUUAUAAAACCAAA